Molecule: messenger RNA, 3114 nt
Organism: Solea senegalensis (Senegalese sole)
Lineage: Eukaryota; Metazoa; Chordata; Actinopteri; Pleuronectiformes; Soleidae
Product: cadherin-19-like
Exons: 3
Coding region: 436-933 (165 amino acids)
Biological process (GO): multicellular organism development; calcium-dependent cell-cell adhesion; cell-cell junction assembly
Cellular component (GO): adherens junction; catenin complex
Molecular function (GO): cadherin binding; calcium ion binding
Source: RefSeq, a predicted model, not a curated record
UUUUGAAUUCCUCCACCAACGUCAGCACUCAAACUGCAAGCAGCACUUGUGUCCCCUUUAUUUUUUUAUUUCGUGCCUUGAAGAGAGCCUUGAAAAGUGCACCUCUCCCUCUUGACAUCGCUUUCAGACAAUACGGCUGGCAUCUUGGCACGCAGAAGUACUUUCACCCGCAAGGAUCGAACCCAGUAUUUCCUGCCCGUGGUGGUGACAGACAGCGGCUCCCCGGCUCUCUCCAGCACCAGCACUUUGACCAUCAGCGUGUGCAGCUGCCAGCCUGCCGGCCAUUGUCCCACAGGGGGGGUGGAGGCCCUCGCUCUGUCCAUGGGGGUCAGCCUGCAAACGUUGUUAGGGAUGUUUGUUUGCCUGGUCACACUCACAGCUCAUCUGUUGAGCUAGAGCAGUCCCAGCUCACCUCAUCCUGUUCUGUCAGUUCUCAUGCUGGUGGUGAGGAGACACAGGCGGAAACAGCAGGGGGGGCAGAGCGUGGAGGUGAAGGAGCAGGAGCUGGAGCUGCCCGAAACGGUGUCUCAGAAGGUGCUGUAUUACGGAGGUGGAGGAGCGGAGUUGGACUUCUGCCAGCCCGUUGUUCCUCUGCGUCAUCACCCCAGGAGGAGGGAGCGGCGGCUGCGGAGGGAGGACGUCAGGGCCAGUAUACGCAUGUCCCUCCGAGAGUCGCACCUCAUCGGGCCCGAGGACGACGUCUUCAAGCAGUUUAUUCUGGACCGGCUGGCAGACGCUGAUCAGGACCCGUACGUUCCCCCGUUUGACUGCCUCAGGAUCUACGCGUACGAGGGAUCUGGGUCGCCCGCAGGUUCCCUGAGUUCUUUGGAUUCAUCCGUGGUUGAGUUUGUACCUGAGCAGCCUGUUUGUAAUCCCCGACCCCCCUUAGUGAGACUCACCCCUUGGUACGGAGAGGAGGACACGACCUUCUGAGAGGCAUGUGAUUGGCUUUAGUUUUGACAUUUUAGUUUAUAUAGAUUUGCUGUGUUUUUUGGGCGCGCUGGUAGGCCAAGAUAGCUGGCUCGCUGUUCUUAGCCAAGUAACCAUAAAGCCCCAUUUCCACCAAGUUAAACAGUUUGGUUCAGCUCUGUACGUCACCACAAUAACAGAGCCGCACCAAAAUCAUCAAUUAACGUGUUUAUCGGCAGCCUUCUCUCAAACAAAGCUCGUCUUCUUAUUGAGAUAAACAUCCACAUGCCUAGAAGUAUGAAUGAGUGCCGAGUGUCCUUCGCUGUCGCUCUUUGUUUGCUGCGUAAUGUUCUUCUUCUUCGUCUUUGUGGAAUUGAUCACUACGCCACACUGUGCCACCGGUGUGACAUUGUGUUAUUUAUUCAGCGGAUGCACAUUCUGUAAAUGGCUCCAUCAGCGACGUCCCACACAACCCCACGGUGAUCGUUGUUGACUGCGCCCGCGGCGAGCUGACCCGCACUGCACCGGCUCGGUGGAAAACGAGGCACAAACGCGUCCCCGCGCCGCAAGACGUGCUGUUUUUUACUGUCUUCGUAAUUGCUGUGAGUUCACACUGCACGAGUGAGCGACAGCGGGGGGACAGCGGGAGAAGGCGCGACGAGCAUGAAAACACACGUGGUCACAAAAACACACUAACAAGGAGAAUGAUGCGUGAAGCCCGGGCUGCGUUUGGCUCCGUUUCAUGUAUCCAGAUCCACGACUGAACAUUAAGUGAAGCAGUGCUGUCUCCCCACUGUCACUUUUGUGUUUGGCUUUUUCUGUCUUUUUCUCUCGUCUCCCACGAGCCACUGUCCUGUGUCCCCGGCUGUCGGAGUCAUUUCGGAUUUGAAUCAAAUUUACACCAUGCUGGAAACGAGGUUGGGGUCUGCGAUGCGUUGGCCGUGUCUUUGAAUAUUUUCCAUUUUUGCAACUUCUGAUCACUUUCAAAAACUCGCAAAAAAAGAAUCACGUCGCGUGGACUUGGCUUUCAACUGACUGCUAAUUGUGCCCACGUCAGGGACAGAAAGUGAGUGUCUUUCACCAAAUGUCACGAUUCAUUUCGAGACCUAAAAACAACACUUGAUGUCUUGUUGUUUUUUCUCUCUGCGCCUAUUUUUAUUUUUGUGUCUGUUGUACCUGUUUAAACGUAGAUAACACGACUCACAGGGACAGAGUUGAGGCGUAUCAAACUAAUUCGUACUCCUGCAACAAGCGCUGCCAUUCAUUGUAAAAUGAAUGUAAAAAAAAAAGACGGUCACAUUUAAAACAAAGGACAGGCAGAUACUGAACUACAAAUGUUACAUGCAUACAGGUGUCCUCCUCACCUACUGGUGAUUUUUCUACAGAUGCUAAAAAUGAAAAAUGGAAAUGUAACCUUUUUGUGUCUUUGCCCUAUAUUGGUGUGUUAAUGUAGUGACUCUACAAGAACUCCAGUACUGGUUUAUGUUGGUUCAAAUGCUUUAGCGACUGUGUUACUGAGGCAGUACACGGCUGUAGGACCCUAAACUGUGGAUACUGGGGGGGACAUGUUUUCUGCAGAGGGAAAGACUGUUUUUCUGCCACCUGAGCUACUGAGGUAUAAUAUUUGACUAUGCUUGUAGUGGCUUUAACUGACCAGCGGCUUCAUAGUUUCCAGUUUAUUUGACAGCUACUUGCUGCUCAGAAAGAAAGAAAGAAAGAAAGAACCAUUAGGUGCUUAUUAAGCUGAGAGGAAAUGGAAAGCUAGGAACAAUAUCACUGAUGCAUGCAGCUUUAAACUGGUCAUUUCAGCUGCCUUAACCAGGCUUUAUGCGAGAUAAAAAAAAAUGGUGGCGGAUCAUUCAUUUUGUAGGAAUCAACUAUCAUGUUAAUUCCUUGUUUUCUUGUAUUUACAAUGAGAUAAUGUUUUGUUUUUUUUACUCGAUUCACCCACAAAGACAAUUACUGAGCGUUAAAGAGUGCAGUUAUUAUCGCGUAACAACCUUUUUUUCACCGCAUGCCUUCUGAUUUUUUUGUCGUGGUCUGACGCUGUCUGGUAAGAUUAUCAAGUGAAUCUCAUGUUUUAUAACAGUUUGUACUCUAUAUUUUUCGAGUUGUAUAAAUGAAUGGAACUCUCCGUGGUAAGUCUUCUUCCGACAGAAGUUCACGAAGGAAGGCGUCCAAUAAAUACCAAGUGUUUAACAUGUA